Messenger RNA from Biomphalaria glabrata, 1245 nucleotides. Its product is annotated as clumping factor A-like. Lineage: Eukaryota; Metazoa; Mollusca; Gastropoda; Planorbidae. The record is from RefSeq and is a predicted model, not a curated record. Bases 1 to 1245 code for a protein of 414 amino acids. The transcript has 2 exons.
AUGCGUGAGGCUCUGGGCUCCACGAGAAAUAGUUCACCGACAAAUUGUUCACCUACAGGUGGUUUACAGACAACUGAUUCACCUACAGAUGGUUUACAGACAACUGAUUCACCUACAGAUGGUUUACAGACAACUGAUUCACCUACAGAUGGUUUACAGACAACUGAUUCACCUACAGGUGGUUUACAGACAACUGAUUCACCUACAGAUGGUUUACAGACAACUGAUUCGCCUACAGAUGGUUUACAGACAACUGAUUCACCUACAGAUGGUUUACAGACAACUGAUUCACCUACAGAUGGUUUACAGACAACUGAUUCACCUACAGAUGGUUUACAGACAACUGAUUCACCUACAGAUGGUUUACAGACAACUGAUUCACCUACAGGUGGUUUACAGACAACUGAUUCACCUACAGAUGGUUUACAGACAACUGAUUCGCCUACAGAUGGUUUACAGACAACUGAUUCACCUACAGAUGGUUUACAGACAACUGAUUCACCUACAGAUGGUUUACAGACAACUGAUUCACCUACAGGUGGUUUACAGACAACUGAUUCACCUACAGAUGGUUUACAGACAACUGAUUCACCUACAGAUGGUUUACAGACAACUGAUUCACCUAUAGGUGGUUUACAGACAACUGAUUCACCUACAGAUGGUUUACAGACAACUGAUUCACCUACAGAUGGUUUACAGACAACUGAUUCACCUACAGGUGGUUUACAGACAACUGAUUCACCUACAGAUGGUUUACAGACAACUGAUUCGCCUACAGAUGGUUUACAGACAACUGAUUCACCUACAGAUGGUUUACAGACAACUGAUUCACCUACAGAUGGUUUACAGACAACUGAUUCACCUACAGGUGGUUUACAGACAACUGAUUCACCUACAGAUGGUUUACAGACAACUGAUUCACCUACAGAUGGUUUACAGACAACUGAUUCACCUAUAGGUGGUUUACAGACAACUGAUUCACCUACAGAUGGUUUACAGACAACUGAUUCACCUACAGAUGGUUUACAGACAACUGAUUCACCUACAGGUGGUUUACAGACAACUGAUUCACCUACAGAUGGUUUACAGACAACUGAUUCACCUACAGGCGGUUUACAGACAACUGAUUCACCUACAGGUGGUUUACCGACAACUGAUUCACCUACAGGUGGUUUACAGACAACUGAUUCACCUACAGGUGGUUUACAGACAACUGAUUCACCUACAGAUGGUUUACAGACUUAG